Molecule: messenger RNA, 970 nt
Organism: Nymphaea colorata (pocket water lily)
Lineage: Eukaryota; Viridiplantae; Streptophyta; Magnoliopsida; Nymphaeales; Nymphaeaceae
Exons: 2
Coding region: 187-693 (168 amino acids)
Source: RefSeq, a predicted model, not a curated record
AGCGCAGCCCCGUCUCCCGUCUGUCCUGGAUAAAUCCACCGCUCCACCGUGGGGUAAGUCCGGUGGAAUGAGCGGCGUGGGUGACUUCGGAGGAGAUAAGACUGGUGAGAACGUCCAAACUCGGAAGGGAGCGGUCCAGCGGAUAACGAAGGCUGUCGACCGCUUCUCUCUCUCUUCCUCUUUCUCAUGUCCACGUUUGCCCUCUCCCCGCUCGCAAAUAUCGGCAUCAUUCGCUUGCAGAAGGACGAUAUUGCAUCAUCGGCCGAAGAUUCCGACCGGUCGCGGGUUCGGAUUUGGACGACGACAGAGGCGGUUGGAUUUGGGAAGAGCCUUAGCAGGAGACAGAAGCAGCCAGAUUCCCCGACAAGAAGCGGUUGGAAAGAGGGAAGAGGGUCUCGCUUGGUGGCCAAGGCUGGCCCUCCCAGCAAUACCACUCUGAUAUUCGCCUUCGUCUUCCCCCUCUCUCUCCUAGUCAUCACCGUUCUCAAUGCCAUAAGGAUAGCUGAUAAGCUCGAUGAGAAGUUCUUGGAGGAGCUUGCUGUAAAUCAAGCAAUAAUGAACGAGGAUGCUGCUGCUGCUGCUGAUGAUGAUAAUGGUGACGGAUAUGGUAGCGGACAUGACAGCAACCUGACUGUCUUGGAGGAAGAGGCUUCGGUUCCGCGUCUUCGCAACCGGCCAAAGCGACUUAUAUAGCUGUUUUUCUUUUCGAAAGGAAAAGAGUGGAUGAUAUCAUUAUGUGUAAUUGCAAUCGGAGAUAUGUAUUCUUCCAUAUGCUAGCAAGGAUGUAUGGACUUUGUUCUGUUAUAUCGGAAGAGCAUGAGUUGUAUUAGCAAGCAUAAUUGGAGGCCGAAACAAUGGUUUGCUUCCAAGGUUUCGAAGUGGAUUGAAGUAUGGGUCUUUAGCUCCUGCUUCACUUCUAAGGACUUGUUUAGCUGCAUAGCGAUUAAGGUUGCUCUUUUGAGGAGAUUUA